Messenger RNA from Ipomoea nil (Japanese morning glory), 1809 nucleotides. Its product is annotated as pectinesterase-like. The coding region runs from base 40 to 1716 and encodes 558 amino acids. Gene Ontology annotation, biological process: cell wall modification. Lineage: Eukaryota; Viridiplantae; Streptophyta; Magnoliopsida; Solanales; Convolvulaceae. Gene Ontology annotation, molecular function: pectinesterase inhibitor activity; pectinesterase activity. The transcript has 3 exons. The record is from RefSeq and is a predicted model, not a curated record.
UCGCUCUCUCCCUUUCUCCCAAAAGAUCACAAAAAGAAAAUGCAAAACUCCACACCUUUCUUUCUCUUUCUUCUUCUUUUUCUCUUAAUUUUCUCCACAGCUCAGCCUGGAAUCUCAGACCCAUCACCCUCAACUGCAUGCAAAUCCACCCUUUACCCCAAACUCUGCCACACCAUUCUCUCCUCUUUCCGCCGCUCCUUGCCGGAUUCCGCCGCCUACGGCGAGUUCUCCGUCAACCAAUGCAUCAACCACGCCACCACAUUAUCCGCCACCAUCACCCGCUUCCUCCGUCGUCACCCAAUGCUUGUCAGCGCCAGAGAGGUUAGCGCGCUCGACGACUGCGCCCACCUCGCCGAACUCACCGUCGACUACCUGCGGCUCGCGGCGGCGGAGCUGAGGGCCACCGACAACCGCCGCUCGACGACGGAUGUGAUGGUUGGGAGGGUGGAGGCGCUGCUGAGCGCGGUGGUGACUAAUCAGCAGACGUGCCACGACGGCCUCGCAGACGCCGGCAGUAAAAUCGUGGAUGCAUUGCAUGUGCCGCUCAGUAACGCGUCGCAGCUGUACAGCGUGUCGCUCGGGCUGGUUAGCCACUCCCUGGGACGGCGGCGGAAGGUUGCCGCCGGCGAAAUGGGCCACCGGCCGCGAGGUAUGUUGGAGGCGUUUGACUGGACGCGAAACCCAAGCUUUGUGGCCACCAAGGUGUUAGAGUCGAGUGAAAGGGAAGGAAGAAUGGUUGAAGAGCUGGGCAUGGGGGUUAAGGUGAGGGGGAUGGUGAGGGUUAGUCGUGAUGGAGAGUUGGGGUUUAACUUCACCUCAAUCGGAGAGGCCAUUGCACAUGCACCCAACAAAACCAAGAUCAAAGACGGCUAUUUUGUGAUAUACGCAAAGGAAGGGUACUAUGAAGAGAACGUUGUGGUGGGGAAGCACAAGAGGAACAUAAUGCUCAUCGGCGACGGGAUCAACCGCACUAUCAUCGUCGGAAACCGCAGUGUGGCCGAUGGCUGGACAACCUACAAAUCUGCCACUUUUGCUGUUCAUGGGGAGCGGUUCCUGGCCAUAGACGUGACGUUUAGGAACACAGCGGGUCCGGCAAAGCACCAGGCGGUGGCGCUUCGAAACAACGCCGAUCUCUCGGCCUUCUACCGCUGCAGCUUCGAAGGCUAUCAGGACACGCUAUACACCCACUCCCUCCGCCAGUUCUACCGCGACUGCGACGUCUACGGCACAGUAGACUUCGUGUUCGGCAACGCCGCCGCCAUUCUCCAGAACUGCAACCUCUACGCUCGCAGACCCCUACCCAACCAAAAGAACGUCUUCACGGCCCAAGGGCGAACCGAUCCCAACCAGAACACUGGGAUUUCCAUUCAUAACUGCACCGUCCAGGCCGCAGAGGAGCUGAACUCGACGAGCAAUUUUCUGGGGCGGCCGUGGAAGGUGUAUUCUCGGUCGGUUUUUAUGCAGUCUUAUAUCGGAGAUUUGAUCGAUCCUGCAGGGUGGUUGGAGUGGGAUGGGACGACGGGGGGAUUGGAUACGGUUUAUUAUGGGGAGUUUGAGAACUAUGGCGGCGGGGCUAAUACUAGCAUGAGAGUUCAGUGGCCUGGGUAUAGUGUGAUGAACGCUUCACAAGCGCUGAAUUUCACUGUGUAUAAUUUUACAAUGGGGGAUACUUGGCUCAACUAUACUAAUAUACCUUUCUCUCAAGGCUUGUUGUAGCCCCAGAAGGGACAAACUGUCUUAUGUACAUGUAAUCUAAUUCUAAUGAAUACAACUCCUUUGAUUUUUGUUCAAAUUCUAAUCAACACUUAA